Molecule: messenger RNA, 2097 nt
Organism: Nylanderia fulva
Lineage: Eukaryota; Metazoa; Arthropoda; Insecta; Hymenoptera; Formicidae
Gene: Taf5
Product: TATA-box binding protein associated factor 5
Biological process (GO): transcription initiation at RNA polymerase II promoter
Cellular component (GO): transcription factor TFIID complex
Molecular function (GO): RNA polymerase II general transcription initiation factor activity; protein binding
Source: RefSeq, a predicted model, not a curated record
AGAUUUUUCACAGAAAAAUACUUUUUUAAGACUUUAUUAAUAGUUAAUAAUUACGCAGAUAUGGAUAACGAGAAAAGCACCAUGCUCGCUGUUUUGCAGCUAUUGAAGAAGUACAAUUUGAAAGGGACCGAAGAAUUGUUUAGAAAAGAAGCCAAUCUCACAGACAUCUCGGCUGAAGAAGCUCAACAAACUGAUUCCGAAGUGACCAGUGUUCUUUCUGCUUACAAGAGCGAAGGGGAUCCUGCACAGUAUGAGAAGGCGUACAGCGAAUUGAAGAAAUUUGUAGAAGGCGCUUUGGACAUUUAUAAGCAUGAAUGGGGAACCAUACUAUACCGUUUGGUGCAUAUGUAUCUGGAAUUAGUUUACAAUAAUCAUUCCAAAGAGGCAAAACAGCUCAUGGAAAAGUUCAGUGAAAACUUGGAAGAAUAUUAUCAGGAUGACUUGAAAAGAUUAUCCAAUGUAACAAAAAGAGAGCAAAUGGCGGGGAAUGAAUUAACUGACACAUUUAAAUCUAAUCAGUUUAUAAUUAGAAUGUCGAGGGAUACGCUUUCUAUAUUAAAGAGACAUUUGCAAGAAAAGAAACACAGUGUCCUAUUAAACAUUAUACAGGAGCAUCUUUACUUUGACAUGUACGAGGGUGUUGCUCGUAAUAAAGAACAGAUAGAUGCAACAUCCGGCGCUAUGGUGGGUGAAGCCACUAGACAAGAUAACAAGGCCAAAGUGUAUUAUGGACUUUUAAAGGAACCAGAUAUUCAAUGCAUGGCGCCAGCUGAGGAAGAAGAGGAUGAUACCGGUGGUGGAGAUGGAGAUAAACCAAAAAAGAAGAAGGCUAAGAAGGAUCCUUUGUUUUCGAAAAAAACGAAAUCGGAUCCAAACGCACCACCUGUGGGCAGAAUGCCAUUGCCUAAUCUGAAAGAUGCAGAUAAACUGGAAAAAGUUAAGGCGUUGAGGGAAGCUUCGAAAAGAGUUCUUCUGGGGCCUGAUACCCUACCAUCUAUAUGUUUUUAUACAUUGCUGAAUGCAGUUCAUACUGUAACAGCGGCGGAAGUAGCAGAAGACUCGAGUUUAUUAGCCAUUGGCUUCAGUGAUUCUGGUAUAAAAGUUUGGAGCUUAGUUCCACAAAAAUUAAGGUUGAUGAAAACGGGUGAACUAUUAAACGACGUCGAACGAGAAGCAGAAGAUGUACUGGUUAGAAUGAUGGACGAUAGAACAGCUGAAACUGCAAGACAUCUAUAUGGUCAUAGUGGACCAAUUUAUAGCCUUUCAUUUAGUCCAGAUAGAAAUCUUCUGCUUUCAUCGUCAGAAGAUACCACAAUAAGACUAUGGUCACUCCAUACAUGGACAUGCGUCGUAUGUUACAAAGGCCAUCUAUUUCCUGUGUGGUGUGUAAGAUUCUCACCGCAUGGAUAUUACUUUGCAAGUGCUUCCAAUGACAAAACUGCCAGACUAUGGGCAACUGAUUCUCACCAACCACUACGAAUAUUUGCUGGUCAUUACUCAGAUAUUGAUGUAAUUCAGUUUCAUCCAAAUUCGAAUUACGUCGCAACUGGUUCGAGCGACAUGACUGUGAGAUUAUGGGAUUGUGUGACUGGCAGUCAGGUCCGAUUAAUGACCGGACACAAGGGGUCGAUAUUUUCUCUCGCUUUUUCAACGGAGGGACGAUUUUUGGCUUCAGCCGGUGCCGAUCAUCGCGUGCUCGUGUGGGAUUUAGCUCAUGGUCAUCUCGUCGCAGCCUUAUCAGGCCAUACGAAUAACAUUCAUUGUCUGUCAUUUAGUCGAGACGGCAAUAUUCUAGUCUCAGGAUCCCUAGACUAUGCGCUGAGAUUAUGGGAUUUCACAAAAUUAGCGGAGGAAAUGAGUCUGGAAGAUGUGAAUGUCUCGCACAAUCCGGAUGUGAAGACCAAUGCGGAAUCCUAUUUGUUGCGUACCUUUGCUACAAAAAAUACGUCUAUUCUGACAGUACAUUUUUCACGUAGAAAUUUACUGUUAGGUAUCGGUAUGUUCGAUUCGAUGUAAUUUAUCAUUACGUCUCAGAUUUAUCAGAUUUUACAUACACAGAAGACUCGAAUACAUAUUAAGUAUUACAUAUGAUAUAAU